This is a messenger RNA of Lithohypha guttulata, 1743 nucleotides long. RefSeq names its product GABA/polyamine transporter (gene GPT1). NCBI's taxonomy places the organism in Eukaryota, Fungi, Ascomycota, Eurotiomycetes, Chaetothyriales, Trichomeriaceae. The coding region runs from base 1 to 1743 and encodes 580 amino acids. Gene Ontology annotation, cellular component: membrane. The transcript has 3 exons. Gene Ontology annotation, molecular function: transmembrane transporter activity. Gene Ontology annotation, biological process: transmembrane transport. The record is from RefSeq and is a predicted model, not a curated record.
AUGUCUGAUAAACACAACGCCAGCGUCGUCACAGCGACUUCAGGUCACUAUCGCCGAUCCGUAGCCGAAGAACCAGUGACUUCGGUUCUUGCCCCUGGGGAGACGCCUGUGUUCGAUCGCGAGCUUAACAACGAUGAAGAAGUCCUUGCAGCCCUUGGCUACAUACCCGAAUUCAAACGCGAAUUUACUCUAUGGACGACAUUCUGCGUGUCAUUCGCGGUACUAGGUCUCUUACCUAGUUUCGCCAGCACUCUUUACUAUGGCAUGGGCUACUCGGGUACUCCGGGCAUGGUCUGGGGAUGGCUAAUCGCCAUGUCUUUCAUUCAAUGCGUUGCAAUGGGAAUGGCCGAGCUGUGCUCUUCGAUGCCAACCUCGGGUGGUCUAUACUAUGCCUCAGCAGUACUUGCAGGCCCCAAAUAUGGCCCUUUCGCGGCAUGGGUUACUGGGUGGUCAAGCUGGCUGGCACAGAUCACAGGCGCACCUUCCGUCAACUAUGCACUUGCAUCAAUGAUACUUGCCGCAGCCUCAAUGACGACCCCGAGCUACGUUCCCCAGAACUGGCAUGUUUUCCUGUUGACCAUGCUCAUCAUGAUCAUUCACGGAACCAUCUCGAGUAUGCCCACGUUAUGGAUUGCCAGAUUCAAUAGCUAUGGUAGCACCUUUAACAUCUUGGCUUUGUUGGUUGUCAUCGUUGUGAUUCCUGCUUGCAACGACAGGGAAGAGAGAGGCCUAUCAAAGUGGAACUCAUCUUCGGAGGUUUUUGGUCACUUUUAUGAGGGGACCGAGUUUCCUAACGGAAUUGCGAUGCUGAUGUCUUUCAUUGCAGUGAUUUGGACCAUGUCAGGCUACGAUGCACCAUUUCAUCUCGCCGAGGAGUGUUCGAAUGCGAAUAUUGCCAGCCCUAGGGCUAUAGUUUUGACCAGCAGUGUUGGUGGUGUCAUGGGCUGGUUCCUCCAGUUGGUGACUGCUUACGUCGUGGUGGACAUCGACCUUGUGCUAGGUUCGGACCUCGGACAACCUUGGGCAGCACUGCUUCUGCAAUGUCUUAGUCAGAAGGCAGCUCUUGCAUGCCUUAGUCUUACUAUCAUUGCGGGCUUUUCCAUGGGUCAAGGAUGCAUGGUCGCAGCCUCUCGAGUCACAUUUGCCUACGCUCGCGAUGGCUGCUUUCCCUUCUCACGCUUCUGGUCACGUGUCAACAAGCGCACCAAAACGCCAGUGAACGCAGUCUGGCUUAACGUUACUUUAGGCUGCUGCUGUGUUCUACUCAUCUUCGCAGGCGACAUUGCGAUCGGCGCAAUUUUCAGUAUUGGCGCAAUUGGCUCUUUCGUCGCUUUUACAAUCCCGAUCGCGAUCCGUACCUUUGUGGUACGGAAUAACUUUCGUCCUGGUCCCUGGAACUUGGGUAAGUUCAGCCCGAUCAUUGGCACAGCGGCAACAUGCUUCACUACUCUUAUGGUGCCAAUCCUUUGCUUUCCAACUGUGAUUGGGGUUGACUUGGCACCUGAUCUGAUGAACUGGACUUGCCUGGUGUGGGGGGCACCAAUGUUGUUCGCGAUCAUAUGGUUUGUGGUUGAUGCACACAAGUGGUUCAAAGGACCGAAGGUAAACAUCAACCAUAUGAUGAUGGGUCAUGGAGCGAAUGUCAUCGAAGGAAAGCCUGGAGGCUUAGAUGAGAGGAGCGACGACUCCGAGAGUGGACAAGGGCCCGCGAAUGGUGAUAAGAAGGUGGUCUUAGGUGCCUGA